AUGUCUGCCAAAGCGCGAUCCACCGACCCAUACGCGAAGGAGUACACUGAGAACCCGCCCACCAACUCGCAGCAGCCGCCGAGUGUAGGCGCGCAAUCCACUGCUGAGCAGCAAAGCGACAAUGUUGCUCAUGCGUUGGCCGGUGCAGGAGGAGGUCUGCUGUCCAUGGCAUUGACAUACCCGUUAAUCACGCUUUCCACCCGAGCACAAGUCGAGAAGAAGAAGGCCAACACCGGUACACUCUCCGCAGCUAGGCGUAUCGUGGACCGCGAAGGGAUUGCAGGACUGUACGCUGGUCUCGACAGUGCCCUCUUUGGCAUUACAGUCACGAACUUUGUCUACUACUACUGGUACGAGUUCUCCCGCUCCUUCUUCCAGCGCUCCACCGGCAAGAAGCAGCUCUCGACCCUCGAGUCCAUGGCAGCAGGCGCCCUCGCGGGCUCUGCUACUGUCAUGCUCACCAACCCAAUCUGGGUCAUCAACACCCGCAUGACCGCCCGCGAGAACGAGGCCGACGAUGAUCUUCCAACAACCGAGAAGCAGAAGAAGGCUGCCCGCCCAGGCACCAUUUCUACCCUCCUCAAGAUUCUCCGUGAGGACGGCUUCUUCCGUCUUUUUGCUGGUGUUCUGCCAGCGUUGGUCUUGGUGAUCAACCCAAUCCUCCAGUACACCAUCUUCGAACAGUUGAAGCAGUAUGUGGGAAAGAGGAGGAAGGUCGGACCGACCGACAGCUUUGUGCUGGGUGCGUUGGGAAAGCUCGCUGCUACCAGCAUUACAUACCCAUACAUCACCGUGAAGUCGCGGGCACAUGUCGCCCAGAGCAACGCGCCAAAGUUGGGCAUGACCGCCACUUUGAAAAAGAUCUAUAACGAGGAGGGUAUUGGUGGUCUUUAUGGCGGCAUUGGGCCAAAGGUCACGCAAUCCGUGAUCACGGCCGCAUUCUUGUUCGCUUUCAAGGAUGCUCUAUAUGACAUUACUGUCAAGGCCCGCAGAAAGGCUGCGCUCAAGGCAUAA
This is a messenger RNA of Fulvia fulva, 1014 nucleotides long. RefSeq names its product Peroxisomal membrane protein PMP47B. The coding region runs from base 1 to 1014 and encodes 337 amino acids. Gene Ontology annotation, cellular component: peroxisomal membrane. NCBI's taxonomy places the organism in Eukaryota, Fungi, Ascomycota, Dothideomycetes, Mycosphaerellales, Mycosphaerellaceae. The transcript has 3 exons. Gene Ontology annotation, molecular function: coenzyme A transmembrane transporter activity; FAD transmembrane transporter activity; AMP transmembrane transporter activity. The record is from RefSeq and is a predicted model, not a curated record.